Klebsormidium nitens is the source of this 381-nucleotide messenger RNA. Lineage: Eukaryota; Viridiplantae; Streptophyta; Klebsormidiophyceae; Klebsormidiales; Klebsormidiaceae. The record is from the annotation of a GenBank genome assembly.
AUGUUUCAACAAUCUCCCUAUAGCGAGCUUAUUGGAAGCUUGUUGUACUUGAGCGUGUGCACACGGCCCGACAUCGCUGUAGCCGUGGGUGCUGUGGCGCGCCACACGAGUGCGCCAACGGAGGCGCAUUGGACGGCGGCGCAUGGGGUGGUGUGCUACUUGGCAGGGACGGCGGAAGCCGGAAUAACGUUCGGGGGUAGCGGCGAGGUCCUCGAGGCGUUUUGCGACGCCGAUAAUGCGGAGGACAUCGACACAAUUCUACGAUGGGGAGGAAUACGGCUCCUCAAGCAUCCGAUCGCUUCGCAGCAAUCGAAGCACAUCGACGUGAUUCAUCACUUUGCGCGGAAGCGGGUGGUGCGCAAGGAGGUCGACUUCGCGUAG